AUGCGGGCGGUGACGUGGUUGGUAGCCGCAGUUUAUGUGGUCUCUGGGACUGUAGCAGCCGGACCCAAAUUUCAUUACGGUUUUAGUGAUUGUGUUGAUAAUGAACGUACCCUUUUCUACUACUUGAAAAGCGAGGAAACAUGUUCAGCCAAUACAACAGACGAAGUACUAGCAAAACCUCCUGUUCAUGGUCUACGGUGUGAUGUCAAAUGUGGUCGUGGUUAUUAUCUUGGAGCCAACUUUUCUGAUACUGUACCUGUAUCAGGAUGUCAACGAUGUCCACAAGGCAAAUAUUCAUUGGGUGGUGGUCAAUUGUUUUCCCAACGGACAAAUGAGUGGAGUGCUCCACUGUCUGCCGACGUACAGACGGAUUGUAUCACUCAAAACAUGUACACGGGUCAUUGGCAACACAAUUGCAAUCCAUGGGAACCUUCGGCUGAUGGUUCCUAUAUCUCAUCGGGUGAAAAUUCUGGAGUGAUGGAAAUGUUUGAAGGCUUGAGACUCUACUCAACGCUGCGAGUCAGUGCAACUUUUGUACGAAACGGUUCAGUGACGUACAAAUACCGCGUGGAAGCGGAGAUGCCCUACGAUGGUUUGAUGUUCCAGAUAGACGACGAUCAAGGUGCUGGGUUGAUUUCACAAUCGAAUGGAUGGGAAGAAGCCGUUGUGCAGAUUCCUGCUGGCGCACACACGUUAGCAUGGAACUAUGUGAAGGACUAUGCUGGAGAUGCUGGGGCGGACAGGGCGUACAUUAAAGUGAUUGAACUAGUGGGCACGGCCUGGUCUGAUCUGCACUGUCAUACCUGCGGGGGAGAUAUGACCAAUCGUGGUGGUUCUCUGUGUGCAUUUUGUGGUCCUAAUGAGUAUGCAGAUGCUAAGUCCGAUAGUGAGUUGGAUUUCACGUGUUACCCGUGCCCACAUAAUUCGUACGCACCGAAGGGAUCGAUAGGUAUUUCGUCUUGUGUUGAGCAGCGUGCGUGCGCGAUGGAGGAUGUAGAUGAGAUGCAUACUGCGUGCAAGAACGGUGCACGUGAUGUCACGUAUUCGUGGAGCCAGCCGCAAACGUGCGAUUCAACAUUGAAGCAGAGCAUUAAACUUCCUCCACCGCAGAAAGGCAUUGAGUGUGCUAGCUGCGCACGGGGCUACAUACUUUCGGAUGGAGAUGAGUGUGAAGCUUGUGCUAUUGGUCAAGUCGUCACCCCUUUCGGUAGAUGUGAAGAGUGUCCUGCUGGCACAGUUGUUGUUAACGCGCUUGAGUUUGGUGUGGGAACACCGGACGUGUGGAGCUCCUGGCCCCCAAUCUUUAACGCCAAAGAAGCUCAGCGUGCAGGGUGGAAGCUUACAAAGAGCGGGGUGAAGUUUGCACAACACACAAGCGACGAUGAUGAUGCCGGUGACUGGAGUAGUCGUACGGCCUUGUCGUUCAAUGUGCCUUUCAUCCAUUCUGGUUCGCUGAACAUAACAUACGAAUUGAGCAAUGUUCCCACAUUUGCGACUGAUGGUGCACGUGCUUGGGUUGAGCUGGAAAUUCGCGACGCCGGCGACCGCAACAAAAAAACAAAAAGCAAAAUGGAUUUUUCAAGCGCGCUGAAUAGCACCGACAUUAGUACUGGUGACAUUGGCGGGACAGGCAAGAACCACAGAGUUGUCCAUCUGCAUCAUGGUGGUGAGAAUGGCACGUUCACCGAAGUUGUACACUUCAAUGUUACAGCUGCAUUAGUAAAAGAGUUUGUCUUUGUGGUGCGAGCAACCAGUGCCCAGGCGAAACGCUCGAUUGAGGCAAAAGUAGUAUCUUUAGGAUUUACGGGCACCCUAGACGGUGCCGGCGUGAACUGCGAUAGCUGCCCAUCAGGAUACGAACCGACAAUUCCAAACGACGACCAGCAAACGCAUGGCUGCCGUAUUUGCCCUGCUGGCACGUUUACUGAAUCAGGAGACUCAACUGGAAUUGUUGCAUGCGCUAAAUGCCCAGCAAACACAUACUCAAAGGAGGGAGCAGCAGAGUGCAUUCCAUGUGGUAUGAAUACUUACAGUAAUUCUGGUGCAGUGACUUGCGCCGCUCCUCAAGUGCUGACGCUGAAUGCUAGCUCGUCUAUGGAGGUGGCGGAGUUGCCAUCUUCGUCACCGUCUGCUGCCGUGUCGUCAGCGCUCGAUGGUUUGCAGUUGACUUACAACCUGUCACUAUUGGAGUCGCUUGUGUGGGGCAAUGAAAGCUGGAUCCUGGACGACACGGUUUACGGAGGUUCAACGAGUCUGCUUGGAACGAAGCCGGUGGAGUCUUCGAUGGUCUUUCAAGCGAACAGCCAAAACUUUUGGUUCACCGGACUUUUCCGCCCCCUCGGGAGCAGAUGGUUACAAAAUGUCCCAGGUCAGGUUGUGGACCAAGAAGUGGAUACGGACAGCGAAGUUGCAUACGUGGUCUUUGCCAGCAUGUUGAAUCCACACGAAGCGGGCCACUACAUUUUGCAAAAAAGUGGCAUAUACGGCGAAGUCUUGUGCUCGGCUCCAGCGCAAUGGAAGCUUGCGAGUGGUGGCAGCCAUAUGGACAUAUUGCCAUUACAAUCAGGCGCUGGUCUGAAGGUCUCUUUAACGGGUGGGUCACCAUGUGCCAACGGCAGGACAAUGUCAACAACGUUCAAUUUUGAGUGUGAUCUCAGCAGUGGCACGACUAGUAAACCUUCGUCUGCAUCACAUGACGAUAACGAGUGCAAUUGGGAUAUUGUCUGGAAGACUGCGUAUGCUUGUCCGAUCUGUGAUCGCGACUACUUCCACGAACUUCGCUCAGCUUGUAAUGGUGGUGAGCAGUUAGUAUCGUAUGCUCGCAAGUUAGCGUGUUACGGUGGUCCUGAAUCGGAGAGCUCUGAUGCGAUUGCUGCAUGUACGGAGAGCGCCGUCGUGCUCGAUACAAAGGCUCUCUACUCGGUCUAUGUGGCCGUUGUAAUUGUGGGCUUCCUUGUUCUGCUGCUGCUGAUGGCUAUUCUCAUCAUCCACCGCAAGUACCGCGACACCUACAACGAAUACAUGUACCUAAAGGGUAAAAUGCCGAUGGAGGACAAGACGCAAGACGAUGGAUCGAAUGAGACCACCUUUGAGUUUACACCGAGGCACAAUGCUUUGCACAGCUCUCCGCUAGGUGAUCCAUCAUCUUCACCUACUCUAUCCGACCAGAAUGAGAACAUUUUUGAUGCCAGUGCAGUUGAUGAUACCGAGCUUCACAGCGUUCAGAGCGUUUGA
Peronospora farinosa is the source of this 3234-nucleotide messenger RNA. NCBI's taxonomy places the organism in Eukaryota, Oomycota, Peronosporomycetes, Peronosporales, Peronosporaceae. The record is from the annotation of a GenBank genome assembly.